UCAAUAUCUUGCAUAAUGUUGGAAUCAAAUAAGAGUUUUGUGCUGUUCCAGCUGCUUUUACUCUUCUCAGUAGUUUUGAUCUAUAUUAGAUCCCCAUCCACGGGCAGCUUGGAGCCGCAGGAAGUGGAGCCAUUGAAAGAGCCUCCGCCGGCAGAUCGACUAGUGGUUCUCGUAAGGGACGGAUUAUCUGCUCAGACUUUUCUGGCCAACCGUUGCACAAACGUCCCACUGUUGCAGGAACUCUUCUUGCACCAGGGUCUGGUUGGAGUUAGUCGUCCGGAGAAAACCACCUACCACUCUAUAUCUCCAUAUAUAUCCUUGUUUUCCGGAUUUAAUGAGGAUGCAGUCAGGGUGGCACGAGACUGGGUAGGAAAUUCAGCACCCAUUGACUCUAUAUUCGAUCGGUGUAAACGCAGUUUUGCAUGGACAACGACAGAACUAAUCUCACGCUUUCCAAAAAUCGAAAGAUCAAGGGAAUUCUCUUUUGAAACAUUUGGAGAAGGUGUUACCAAGUCGUGCUCCGAAUUGGAAGAUUUUGUAUGUCGGUCUGUUCAAAGAUUUCUACGCGGCGGAUCCCGGCUCUUGUUAAAUUCCUCAGAAGUAAUUUUUUUUAUCCAUAUGACCAGUGUGAAAUCAUCUUGUGAAAGCCUCCAACGGAUUCAAGAAAACGUGUAUAAGCUCUAUACAAUUUUUGAGAAAACUUUUCCCGAUCACAGAACCGCCUACCUAUUUACAUCCAAUCUUGGCGAUCCACAAGCAAAAAGUAAGACACUAGAUUAUCUUUUUAAAAUAUUUGUAGUCCUUGAGUAUCCCGUUUUUAGGAGAGUCCAGUGUGGCAGUUGAAUCGCCCUU
Molecule: messenger RNA, 852 nt
Organism: Drosophila erecta
Lineage: Eukaryota; Metazoa; Arthropoda; Insecta; Diptera; Drosophilidae
Product: GPI ethanolamine phosphate transferase 1-like
Exons: 1
Coding region: 16-843 (275 amino acids)
Biological process (GO): GPI anchor biosynthetic process
Cellular component (GO): endoplasmic reticulum membrane
Molecular function (GO): mannose-ethanolamine phosphotransferase activity
Source: RefSeq, a predicted model, not a curated record